UGAAAUACCGGAGAAGAUUUUGGAACUUACUAAUAUUCAUGUUGCGAAUGGGGAUGGAUUACCACAGGAGGUGUGCGUUAUUUGUCGGGAACAAUUGGACCGUAGCAUCACAUUCAAGCGACAAAUCCAGAAGGCAGAGAGUAUGUUGCGUCAGCAUCUUACACAACAUGACAGCUUCAUUUUCUGUCCAAGUCCGGCACCCAUUAUCACUGGAGAUCCCUUGUCAGAGGAGGAGGAAGGGAAGAUGGCGCAAGACACUGAAAAGGAUGAGUUGGAGUCUGAAAUCAAGUCAGAAAUGGAAACAGCUUCUCCCAAGUGGGAUAGUGUCACAAUCAAGGAAGAGGACAGUUUUGUAGUAGCUGAGCCAUGGCCUGAAGAGUUGAGCAAUUCCGAUUCUUUUUCAGCAGAAGAUAGUGUUAUGAAUAGCGAACAGAAUGAGAAAGCAGUCGACAUAGAAAAUAUGCUGAAGCAGAUUGAUAGUGUCGAGGGAACUACGAAAGAAACAAGUAUAAAACAAGAAAAUGAAAACAUAGAUGCAAGUAUAGAAGAGACCAAUGAAAAAGGAGAUAAAGAUGAAUGUAAUCAGUAUUCAAAUGAGGACAGGGUAGAUAUGAAAUGUUUUGCCACAAUCGAUUGUCACUGUUAUUUAUGUAAAGAAAACAAACAUAAAAAGAAAACAGUUGAAAAUCCCAAUGAAAGUAAAAUAACAUGUGAACUUUGUGGAAGAAAGUUUGAUACAGCUGUUUUCAAAAAACAUCAAGCUGAACACAAUGAAACUGUACCAGGAGAUUGGUUCAGGUGCCCGUACUGUACCAAAAGUUUCCCAACAGAGAAGAGUUUACUUGCCCACCAACAUGAACAUUCAUCUGAGCAAGAUGGUACAGCUGAGGCAUUGAGUGUACGCCGCAGUUCACGUCCAAGCAAGGCUCCGGAACGUCAUGUCGUACCCCACUACAGUUGCACUAAGUGUGAGAGGAUGUACAGUGAUCAGGCAGCUUUAGAAAACCACCAAAAAAGUCACUUGGGUUUGUCUUACAAAUGUAACCACUGUGGUAAAAAGUUUUAUAGCAAAGAACUUCUUGAGAAACAUAUACAAAAUGUACAUUUACCUAAAGCAAACGUUCAACCAAAAAGAAGAGGCCAUCAAUGCAAUAUAUGUGGUAACUAUUUUGAUACCCGAUCAAGUCUCUUUUCGCAUAUGAAAAGUCACAAGAGCACAGUUCAAUUGUGUGAAAUUUGUGGUAAAACCGUAAGUAUUAACGCGUAUCCGGCACACAAACGAUCACAUGUGAGUACAUGCUCUGAACAAGUCUUUUUGUGUGAUUUGUGUGACAAAAAGUUCAACAAUAAAGUUUCACUUCGUGCACACAAAAACUCUUAUCAUGGUACACUAAAAUUCACAUGUGAAAUUUGCGGGAAACAGUUUACUACUAUGGCACUGAUGAAACAUCACCAACAUAUCCAUUCUGGUAAGCGUGAUCAUACUUGUCAGGUAUGUGGACGAGCAUUCACACUUAAAAUUACCUUGAAAUCACAUAUGAGGAUCCACACAGGUGAAAUGCCGUACGGGUGUGAUAACUGUGGUAAGCGUUUCACGUGGAAAACUACAUAUAGAAAUCAUACUCAGUCAUGCAAAAUAAAUCUAAUUAAUAUAGAUAUUAAACAAACAGUAAACACACCUAACCCAAUCACCCAGUAUACACCCCACAGUCUAUCUCAAGAAUUACCAAUAGACUAUAGUGAUGAGGCUAAAUAUAAUGUUCCUAUAGACUAUAGUGACGAGGCUAAAUACCCAAAUCCUUCUGUAAUAGGUGAAACUAAAUUGUUUCCUACAGCACUUAAUUUAAGUGAAGAAAUAAAAUACACUUACCAACAACCAAUAAGUUAUAAUUAACCAAGGUUUCCUACCCUGAACAAUUAUUUUGUUUAAAAUUUAUUGGUACAUUUUUCAUUAAUCUUUAUUACGCAAAAUAAUUGUUUGGUAUGACUGGUGAACACACUCAGCUCAGUCUGUUGAAAGUGGUUAUGUGUGAAUCCAGAAUUUACAAAUCCGAUUCCAAAUCCUAAAAUAUCAAUUCCUGAUUCUCGUAAUUCGAUUCCUAGUAGCAUUUUAGUUUAAGCUUAAUCAAAAUCAUUACUAAUCUAGUGUUCGCCAUUCUUAAACCUUUGCAGACUAUCUCAUAAUAGGAAAAUAAUUGGAGAAUGCUACUCUAUUCUAAAGGGAUUUGCAAAGGUUAAGAAAAUAAGUUAUAUUUUAGGAGCAAAGUCAUAUUUCCUACCUUCUAUUUUAAUUUAAUAGAUUGUAAUAUGGGCUUCCAAAAUAUAUGCCUUUAAUCUUCAAAAAUUAUUGGCAUAUAUUUGUAUCACUUAUAAACCAUAUUUUAAACUUAAAAUGUUUAAAAAACAUCUCAAACCAUCACUAGUUAAAAAUAUAAACAUAAGUUUUAUAGAGAAAAUAUUUAUACAACUAAAGAAAUUGAAAAGUAAACAAAAAUUACUGAUCGUCUGUUGCUUCUCGUUGAGCAGAAAACAUCCAUGUGUAUGCACAACAAUGCAUGGCAUUGCACAAAUGUAAAUAUAGAAAAUAGGAAUUGCAAGCAAAGUAUUAUUUACAAAAGUAUGAUAAUUUGUUAAUUAGGUUAUCUAUUUAAGGUUUUUUAAACGCAAACUACAAAAACAAUCUGUUUUAGCAAUCGGUAAUUUGAGUACUACUGAUUUGCUGCUAUCCAUGAAUAUAAGCAGCAGAAUUGUAGUGAGAUACAUGUACCACUGUUUAUAAACAAAAUACCAAGGUUUAAAAUUAGUUUGUGAAUAUAAUUUUGUUAUUUAGUAAUAAUUUGUAUUACAAAAUAUUCUCCAGAAAAUGAUUUGAAAUUACUUUACACAACUUUCAUAAGCAGUUUUGUUUAUUAACAAAAAUUAAGUACAAAAAAUAUGAUAGUAACCAUCAUCUUCACCUCAUAUAAAUAUAUAUUUAGAGACCCACGAAAAGUGGCCCACAGGAAAGCUCAAAAUCCAAAACAAGUCUUCAAAUAAUUGAAUUAGAUCUUACAUUUUAAAAAGAACAUUUGUAAGCCUAAAUUUGGUACACUAGGGAUAUUGUCAUUAUUGAGUGAGUAUAUUUAAGUAAAUGUAAAAUUAUUGACCAGUUGGGAUUGAAAAAAUGGGAAAGUAUAUA
Molecule: messenger RNA, 3178 nt
Organism: Homalodisca vitripennis (glassy-winged sharpshooter)
Lineage: Eukaryota; Metazoa; Arthropoda; Insecta; Hemiptera; Cicadellidae
Product: oocyte zinc finger protein XlCOF6-like
Exons: 5
Coding region: 143-1894 (583 amino acids)
Biological process (GO): regulation of transcription by RNA polymerase II
Cellular component (GO): chromosome
Molecular function (GO): chromatin insulator sequence binding
Source: RefSeq, a predicted model, not a curated record